Molecule: messenger RNA, 10148 nt
Organism: Polypterus senegalus (gray bichir)
Lineage: Eukaryota; Metazoa; Chordata; Cladistia; Polypteriformes; Polypteridae
Product: protein TANC2
Exons: 30
Coding region: 343-6699 (2118 amino acids)
Biological process (GO): regulation of dendritic spine morphogenesis
Cellular component (GO): dendritic spine
Molecular function (GO): protein binding
Source: RefSeq, a predicted model, not a curated record
GGGGAGGGCUGCGAGCUGCACAGUGCAACGCCGGCAGUCGCCGCUGCUAUCCAGAUUCUCACCAAGGAGUGCGGAGCCACGCCAGCCGAGGAGAGACGCUUCCAGCUCGCCUCGAGGGGACGAGUGGCCCUCAAGCAAGGAGUCUAUUGGAUUUAUAACAAGGGAAUGGACAUUUCUUUUCUAGUCAGGCUUUUGGAGAGUAUAGACCUUUGGGACAUCUAAGGACUUUCCAGCUGAAUUAAGUGUCACUCUGUUGUAUGGAGGGAAGACGCUGUACGCUUCAAGCUGAUUAUCUCUGCAGAUUUCACAGGUGCCAGGUAGCAAUUGUAACCGACUGCUGCCAUGUUCCGAAACAGCUUGAAGAUGCUACUAAGUGGAGGCAAGUCGAGCCGCAAGAAUCGCAACAGCGAUGGUGGUAACGAGGACUCCACAGAACCCAGAUCGACCAAUGUAGAUUCCUGUUUGAGCCGCACUGGGCAAGGUGGCAGUUCGACAGAAAGUGACUGUGCAUUUGAAGGAGACUACACUGUGCCCACUCUACCUGUAUCUGAAGGCAUGCAGCACAUCCGGAUCAUGGAAGGCAUGUCCCGUUCACUGCCCUCCUCACCCCUGCUCACUCAUCAGGCUAUCAAUAUGCGGCUUCAACCCAUGAAGAAGCUAACAGCCCCGCUGCGGAAGGCAAAGUUUGUAGAAAGCCCCCGAAUACCAGAGUCUGAGCUCAUUCCAACCCUCACAACCUUUCCUGCAAAGAUCUCCGAGCUGGAUGCAUACUGUCCUGGCGAAUCCAACCAAGAGCUGGGGCCGCCUCCCUCAGUUGAUGAGGCCGCAAAUACGCUGAUGACACGCUUGGGCUUCUUGCUGGGAGAGAAAGUGAGUGAGGUGCAGACGGCUACCCAGUACAGCAUGGAGGCUCAGGAUGAGAAUCAGAGUUCGGCUGUAAUCCAACGGAUUAGCCCCUGCUCCACUCUGACCAGCAGCACCGCCUCCCCUCCAGCAAGCAGCCCCUGUUCCACCCUGCCGCCUGUCGCAUCAAAUAACUCCGUAGCCAAAGACUGCGCUUAUGGGACUGUCACCAGCCCCACCUCAACACUGGAGAGUCGUGACAGUGGUAUCAUUGCCACCCUCACAAGCUACUCUGAAAAUGUGGAGCGCAACAAAUAUGGUGAGGGAUCACGGGGGAACAUCAAGCCCUGGCAGUCACAGAAAUCUGGGAUGGAUUCAUGCUUGUACCGAGUGGAUGAGAACAUGACAGCCUCCACGUAUAGUUUGAACAAAAUUCCCGAUCGCAACCUGGAGACGAUCUCUUCCCAUUCUGUGCAGUCUAUCCCUCUGUACCUGAUGCCCAGACCAAAUUCAGUGGCAGCGACCAGUUCAGCACACCUGGAGGACUUGGCUUACCUGGAUGAGCAGAGACACACGCCGCUGCGUACCUCUCUACGAAUGCCACGACAGAGCAUUGCAGCGGGGCGCUCAGGGCAGGAUGUACGAGCUUGCGCUAACAUCCAUACCUGGCACACCCACUCACUCCGUUUUGCACCUUACCGGCCCCCCGACAUCUCCCUCAAGCCUCUGCUGUUCGAAGUCCCAAGCAUCACGGUGGAUUCGGUAUUCAUUGGGCGUGACUGGCUCUUCCAGGAAAUUGAGGGGCAACUACAGAGCUCCAACAGCAACACCAACCGCGGUGUGGUCAUCGUUGGCAACAUCGGCUUCGGCAAGACGGCCAUUGUUUCACGACUGGUCGCCAUGAGCUGCCAUGGUAACCGCAUGAGGCAAAUUGCCUCGGACAGCCCGCAUGCCUCACCCAAGCAUGGUGAAGGAAACCUCCCACUGGGCCAAGCGCCACCAGCCCACUCUACCAUUGGCAGUGGCAGCUGCCCAGGGACCCCAGAAAUGCGAAGGCGCCAGGAAGAAGCCAUGAGAAGACUAGCAUCUCAGGUUGUUGCUUACCAUUACUGCCAGGCAGACAACGCCUACACCUGCUUGGUCCCCGAGUUUGUCCACAACGUUGCGGCUCUUCUGUGUCGCUCCCCUCAGCUCAUUGCGUAUCGUGAGCACCUCCUGCACGAGCCUCACCUACAGAGCAUGCUGAGUCUGCGUUCCUGUGUGCAGGACCCCCUGGCCUCUUUCAGGAGAGGGGUUCUAGAGCCUCUGGAUGCCCUUUACAAAGACCGUAAGAUUGCUGAUGAAGAUUUAAUCAUCUUGAUCGAUGGCCUAAACGAAGCAGAGUUCCACAAACCCGAUUACGGGGACACUAUCGUUUCUUUCCUGAGCAAAACCAUUGGAAAAUUUCCUUCGUGGCUGAAACUUGUGGUUACGGUACGGACCACACUGCAGGAAAUCACAAAGCUGCUACCCUUUCACCGGAUCUCUCUGGACCGCCUGGAGGAGAAUGAAGCCAUUGACCAGGAUCUACAGGGUUACAUUCUUCACCGGAUCCAUAGCAGCCCCGAGAUUCAGAAUAACAUAUCCCUCAAUGGCAAGAUGGACAACACCACCUUUGGUAAAUUAAGUGCCCACCUAAAGACACUCAGCCAGGGUUCUUACCUCUACUUGAAGCUUACCUUUGACCUCAUUGAGAAGGGCUACCUGGUUCUCAAGAGCUCCAGCUACAAGGUGGUGCCUGUGUCCCUGGCUGAAGUUUACUUGCUGCAGUGCAACAUGAAAUUCCCCACACAGUCUUCCUUUGAACGGGUGCUGCCUCUGCUCAACGUGGCUGUGGCUUCUCUGCAUCCACUCACUGAUGAGCAGAUCUAUCAGGCCAUUAAUGCUGGUUCUAUCCAGGGCAUCUUGGAGUGGGAUGACUUCCAGCAACGGGUGGACAAUCUUUCUAUGUUUUUGAUCAAGCGACGAGAUGGCACACGCAUGUUUGUUCACCCAUCUUUCCGGGAGUGGCUUAUCUGGAGGGAAGAAGGAGAGAAGACCAAGUUCCUUUGUGAUCCCAGGAGUGGACACACCUUGUUGGCCUUCUGGUUUUCUCGGCAAGAUGACAAGCUGAACCGACAGCAGACCAUCGAGCUGGGGCAUCACAUCCUUAAAGCACACAUCUUUAAGGGCCUGAGUAAGAAGGUGGGUGUCUCCUCGUCCAUUUUACAGGGGCUGUGGAUCUCCUAUAGCACAGAGGGACUCUCCACUGCACUGGCUUCACUACGAAACCUUUAUACGCCUAACAUCAAGGUGAGCCGACUUCUGAUCCUUGGUGGUGCGAAUAUAAAUUACCGGACAGAGGUGCUUAACAACGCACCAAUCUUGUGUGUGCAUGCCCACCUGGGCUACACAGAUAUGGUGCUGCUGCUCUUGGAGUUUGGUGCCAGCGUGGAUGCCUGCUCAGAGAAUGGGCUCACCCCACUGACUUACGCUGCUUCUGCAGGACACCUACCGAUUGUGUCGGCCCUGUGCCGCAAGCGCGCCAAGGUGGACCACCUGGAUAAGAACAGCCAGUGUGCUCUGGUUCAUGCUGCCCUCAGGGGUCACUUAGAGGUUGUUAAGUAUUUGAUUCAAUGCGACUGGAUGAUGGGCGGACAGCAGCAGGGAGUCUUCAACAAGAGCCAUGCUGUUCAGCAAGCGCUCAUCGCAGCCGCCAGCAUGGGCUACACGGAGAUUGUGUCUUACUUGUUGGACCUCCCAGAAAAGGAUGAAGAGGAGGUAGAAAGAGCACAAAUUAACAGCUUUGACACCCUCUGGGGAGAGACGGCCCUGACCGCAGCAGCCGGCCGUGGGAAACUGGAAGUGUGCCGUCUUCUCUUAGAACAGGGAGCAGCCGUGUCACAGCCCAAUCGUCGUGGGAUCAUCCCUCUGUUCAGUGCCGUGCGCCAGGGGCAUUGGCAGAUUGUUGACCUCCUUUUGACACAUGGAGCAGACGUCAACAUGGCGGACAAGCAGGGAAGAACCCCCUUAAUGAUGGCCGCCUCUGAGGGGCACCUGGGGACUGUAGAGUUCCUGCUUUCACAAGGAGCUUCACUGUCUCUGAUGGACAAGGAGGGUCUGACCGCUCUCAGCUGGGCCUGCUUGAAGGGUCACUUGGCAGUAGUACGCUCGUUGGUGGAGAGAGGGGCAGCUACAGAUCAUGCAGAUAAGAAUGGGCGCACGCCGCUGGACCUCGCUGCAUUCUAUGGUGAUGCAGAGGUGGUCCAGUUCCUAGUGGAUCAUGGAGCAAUGAUAGAGCACGUGGACUACAGUGGCAUGCGGCCCCUCGAUCGGGCAGUAGGCUGUCGCAACACCUCGGUAGUGGUGACCCUGCUGAAGAAAGGAGCCAAGAUAGGUCCUGCCACAUGGGCAAUGGCAACUUCGAAGCCUGACAUCAUGAUCAUUCUUCUAAGCAAGCUCAUCGAGGAAGGUGACACAUUUUAUAAGAAAGGGAAGGUGAAAGAAGCUGCCCAGCGCUACCAGUAUGCCCUGAAAAAGUUCCCCCGAGAAGGGUUUAGUGAAGAUCUCAAGACUUUCCGUGAACUUAAAGUGUCCUUGCUGCUCAACCUGUCUCGCUGUCGUCGGAAAAUGAAUGAUUUUGGCAUGGCUGAAGAAUUUGCCACCAAGGCGUUAGAAUUGAAACCAAAAUCCUAUGAGGCAUAUUAUGCCAGAGCCCGGGCAAAACGCAGCAGCAGGCAGUUUGCUGCAGCCCUGGAGGACUUGAAUGAAGCCAUCAAGCAGUGUCCAAAUAACCGGGAGAUUCAGCGGCUGCUUUUGCGAGUGGAAGAGGAGUGUAACCAGAUGAACCAGCAGCAAGAGCAGCAAGUAGAACUUGAGCAGCCACCUUCGCCACCACCACCGCCUCCGCCUCCUCCUCCUCCUCCACCUGUGGAGGAGCCUCCUCCACCUCCUCCUCCUCCACCACCACCUGAGCCACGACUUGAGGAUAUGGAGCCUGUGCAAGAUCUUUUUGAUGAGGACUACCUGGAGCAGGACUUAGACAAUAUGUCCAUUGGUCUGCAGACAGAUUCUGGGCCCAGCCCUACUGGCCUUCCCAUCAUACAGAGCCCGCCACCUUCUCCAGCCCACAGAGACUCUGCUUAUCUCUCAGGAAGUUCACCACUGGGUCAAUCCUUUGACUUCCGCCCCAGCCCACCUUCAAUGGCAUCUCCAACCCGCCAAAGCUACCAGUCAACCUCCCCUUCUCUUUCUCCCACCCAUCAGAACUCCCACUAUCGACCGAGCCCGCCUCACACUUCUCCAGCACACCAGGGAUCAUCCUAUCGUUUCAGCCCCCCUCCUCCUCUUAGUAGCAGUGGAGGAAGCCAGGGAAAGGACUACCAAAGCCCCCCGCCUUCUCCGUUACGUAGGGGCCCACAGUAUAGAGCCAGUCCUCCGUCCGAGAGCAUAUGUCUCUACAGACCCCAGUCAGGAUCACCUGUGCGGUAUCCGCAAGAGCAGCUGCCUGGAAGGCCCAAAUCGCCUCUCUCAAAGAUGAGCCAGAGAUCUUUUCAGCUAACUUCCCAGAGUUCCCAGACGUCUCAACACCCACAGCAACAAGGGCUGCGCCUACAGCCGGCCAAAGCCCAAAUUGUACGUACCAACCAACCCAGUUCAGCUGUCCACUCCAGUUCAGUUAUGGCUGGUGGCCCAUAUGGGCAGAUGGUGCACUCCAUCAGUAGUCGUUAUCAGGGAACCUCAAUGGAUGUUGAUACCCGCCUAGUCUACCAGCCAUCCCUCGAAGGAAGGCCCAUGCAGCAAGUCCAAGCUAGCUUAAGUGCAGGGGCAAUUUGUCAGCAUGGUGGGAGAGGCGGAGUGGACUCGGGCUUGGCUAAAGAAGAUCUUCCACAGAGGCCAUCAUCGGCUUAUCGAGGCGGAGGGGUGCGCUACAGCCAGACCCCUCAGAUCAGUCGUAGUCAGUCUGCCGCCUAUUACCCUGUAUCUAAACACGAGCUUGAACGCUCUGCAGCUAUCCCCCAGUGCCAGCUGGGAUCUCCAGAGAUCCCUCAUAUUGUGCGUCGGCCCGUCAGUGCAAAUACUUCCGAGAUCAAGCCUCACCCCCCAACUCCACGACCUCUAAUCCAUUCCCAGAGUGUGGGCCUCCGAUUCUCCCCGUCCAGCACAAGCCUUUCCUCUGGAUCUGCCUGCAACCUGGCACCUAGCUUCCGCCCGUCUGCUUCCAUCCAACAAAUGGAGAUCCCACUCAAGCCGGCCUACGAACGCUCUUGUGAGGACCACUCCCCUGUCUCUCCAACUCAAGGAGGAGAAAUAAGAGGUGGUUAUCAAGGGGAGACCACCCGAUCUAGGACAACCCCGUUUAUGGGUAUCAUUGACAAAACAGCCCGGACUCAGCAGUACCUCCACCAGCCGUCGCGUCCCUGGGCCAUAUCGUCAUUGGACACGGUGAUUACCAGCCCCACCUCCCCUGGCAGCCUGGCCCAGCAAAGAGAUGUGGGUGGUGGCUCUUCCUAUAGUCCCCCUUCUUCCCUGGGAAACAUUGCAUAUUACAACAAGACAAAUAAUGCCCAAAAUGGACACCUGCUCGAGGAUGACUACUACGCACAGCCACCGCCUUCACUUGGUAAGCUUGCCAACGGUUCACGUUCAAGCAGUGGGGGAGACCUUUUGGAGAGGGUAAGCCAAAUGCCAACAUAUCCUGAUGUCAAGGUGGCCCGGACGCUGCCUGUAGCGCAGGCGUACCAGGACAACCUCUACCGUCAACUUUCACGUGACGCCAGGCAAGGGCAAACGUCACCUAUCAAACCAAAGAGACCUUUUGUUGAGUCAAAUGUAUAGAAGUGCUCUGGGGCGGGGAGGGGAAGGUGGGGGACCUCUGACAGGUAAAGGAGGACGGAGGGGGGCAGCACAGGCAAUUUCCACAGACACGGUGGGUGCCAGGCUUCUACAUUCCUAGAAUGCCAAGACUAAAACGAAGGCCACCAAGUGGACCGAGUUAGAGAGGUUAGCAGGCCAAGUGCUUGGAAGGACUGGUGGUGUUGUGGUUCUUGCCUUUUUAUCCCUCAGAAAUUGAGAGAAGCCCAAGGGGUCUUGGGAGCAGUUGUCAGUACACUCUCGCGCAGCACACGCAUGUCUGAGGCGGCUCGCCCGAGCUUGUCACUCGCACGCGUGCGGGCAGGUUUUGCACCGGCAAUUCUUGCACAAUGAAGCCCUUUGGUUUUCAAGCCCUGAUGCCACCUGGAGAGAUUUUUUUUUAAUCUUCUUAUAAUAAAGGCUAAAUAUGUAUAAAGUAAAACAUGUUCACUUCAAUUGUGGCUUCAGUUCGAUUAAAGCAAACCCUUAGAGGGCGGCAUUUCUGUCGGAAGUUAGUAUGUUUUUAAAACAACCAAAAAACCGGAUAAUUUAUUCCAUGAAUAUUUUGUCUUCAAUUAAAUUCAGAUUCCAGUAUCCAUCUCGAGAUUCUGGAUUCACUUUGUCUGUGUAAUGGAAAUGCCAGCGCUGGGGAAAGUGCGCCCUCCCGACUCCUUGGUGUCUCUGCGCCGUGCUCUCCCUGUUCAUGCUACACUCUGCCUUUUUGCUCUUUGUAAAUACGUCCGAUGCGAUGGAAGCCCAGUGUCGUUACCUGCCAGUUCUGUGGCAGACACUUCGUUUCACCAUGUGGAAGCCAUCUGCACGGUGCUGUAAGAAAUAGUUAGCAAUGUUCUAUAAUGUAAAUGUUAGAGACUUGCCUGUAUUAAAAUAUUUAUCAUUUAAGUUAUAACAAGAAAUCUGACAUUUGUUUUAAUGAUUAAUAUUGUUAUCCACCUGCAGCACAUUUUAAUUGGCGUGGAACUGUAAAGGGAGGCAGGGGCAUUUAGACGCCAUGCUUUUUGCAUUGUCCUAAAAUUCAUAUCAGGAUGUUUUGUUAUCUUCAAAUUACUUCUCAUCUGGUAAAAGUGCAUCAAAACAGUUGUGGCAGAAAUGGUGUUGUGCUCUGAAUCAAAGCCCAUGUUUCUGUCAAGAAUCUGAAUUGGUGAACUUCUAGGCUGGGGUCCCACCUAAAGUUCACACAAGCCUUUCUCUCAGGUAAAAGGUGAUGUGAAUUUAUGUUUACAAUUUGUAAGGAAAAAAAAAAAGUUGUGUGUCAUUUAAGUAACCUGAAGAAGAGUUUUGUGUAACGCUGAACACGUUGAUUAAAAUGAGCACAAAGACCCCCUGACUCUUGACAACCUUCCAGCGCAAAUAUCACAACUCGGCAUGCCAGGGAGGCAAGAUGGUGGGUUACAGGGUGCGGGUCUACUUGCCCCAUAUAGGUUACUGGGAAGCAGCCAGGCCUCCACCCAUGGGUGUUGGCGUCCAUGUCAUUGUGCACUCAUGAUGUUAAUUUUGCCAGCCCCACCCUGAGCACUUAGGGAGUUUAAAAAAAACAAAACUCUGGGAAUAUAAGGGUGUUGUGUUUUAUUUUAUUGUUUUAAAAUUAUUUGUGCAAUUUUGUUUCUUUUUAACAGCCAAAGGCGCUGAAAUUUAUUAUUAUUAUUAUUUUUUGUUAAUUCCAAGUCUCUGCACUAACUGAUUGUGGAUUAUUUACGGGCGCACUUUAUUUAUUUUUUUGUUAAGACAAUACUGGAUUACUUGUGAUUACUUUUAUUAUAGAAAUAGAUAGGAGUUCUUGUCCAUUGUGGGUUUUUUUUUUGUUUUUUAAACUUUUUUUUGGUUUUGUUUUGAAGGAAACAUAAAUAUGAGCUGACUUGAUACCUUUAUAGCACAAAGUUAUAUCUGCUGUACAUAUAGCAAAGUAGAAAUCAGUCAGCAGUAAGCAGACAUCAGCAGACACUCCACACCCCAGCAAUUCUCAAUGGCUGCACAUCUUAACACGGACAGGAUUUGUGCCCAGUGUUCCAUUUUCUUUGAUUAUUCGUUAACUUUUCAAAAUGUUUGUUGCCAAAUGAAGCAACCGAGGAUGUCCUUGUUGCUUCCAAGACUCCCUCCAAGUUUUAAAUAUUCUCUGCUUCCGCACACAAUACCCCACAGCAAUGAUCUGUAAAGGAACAAGGAGUGAGGGUCGUCGUCUAUCAUAUCAAACACGCCGACAUAUGCAGAUAUCAUAAGACAGUUUAUUUUUUUAAAUAUUUGUCUGUGCGCCAAGGUCUUCCAAAGCCGACUUCCAUUUAUUAGGAGAUAUCAGCAAUAGCAGGCCCAAUGACUUUUCCAUAUUCUGUUUCCCCUCGUCUCAUUUAUUUUUGAACUGAAGUGAAAGCCAUUUUUUGGAUGUUUAGGACUGUUUUUUUUUAAGCUUUGUCAUGUAAACUACAGUCACAUGGACGCCAUAUCUUCAGCACAGCUUGCAGGGUUUCAUUGAACGUGUAUCCUAUUGGUUGGGAGGCCCACUGACAAAAUUGGGGGGGGGGGAAAAAGAAGGUACAGAAGCACAUAACAGAUAAAGAAUGUGUACCCUACAGAGAACCACAAAAACCCUAGAUGGGCCUGUGGGCUUCUCUUCAGAGCGCUCAGACACUUCCAUGCGCCACAGUUUGCCUCUCAGUCCAUCAAGGGCUGACUUGACUGCCUGACAGCACAGCGGUGUCGGUCCCAGAGUCGCACGCCCUAUGGCCCAACCUUCCUGCAGAUGCUUUGUUUCCCCUGGACGCGCGUCAGGAGAUCCGUUACACACGGCAUCCGCUUCCAGUGCACAUUAGGGUUUCAGAUUCGUUCAAGCCAUUGAUUUGACUUGUGCGUUUACAUCCGUGCACAGAUGUGGACUGCUGAAUACGUAGAGCGGCCCUUUACUUUGGUGUAAGAUGCUACACUUUUGUUUAUAAGAAGUUCUUUUCUUUGUUUUAUUUAUUUACCUAAAGUAAUGUCAAAUAUGUUUGUAUAUAUUCAGUAGGCUGUGUUUUCUGCAUCAGGCGGCAGCUUUGAAACCCUGAUGGUGUGUGUAAUGAAGGAAAUAAGAAGAACCCAACCCCAUAACUGACUGCUAUUUGCUGUGGAACUAUAGGGGGUUGUAUCUUUCUAUUAUUUUUUUAUUUUAUUUUUUUUUUUUUUAAUUAUUCAACUGGAAAAUUGCUGGGGAUGACAGUGCGGUAAUUAAGUUCUGCAAUUUAAAUAAAAGGACUUGAAGCAUUUUGUUUUCUAGGAUUCCAGUGUAAAAUAAUUCUCUGUACAUUAUCUGAUGCAUGUUUUGUUCUUUCUGGAUCACCUGUGUAUUAAAAUACAAAAUCAGCUGUGAUAUCAAUAUUGUAUGAAGGGGGGCACCUGGUGAACAGUGCCAGUCCCCAUCUCUAGUUUCACAAGAGGGGAAUAAAAAA